Molecule: messenger RNA, 1116 nt
Organism: Cucurbita maxima (winter squash)
Lineage: Eukaryota; Viridiplantae; Streptophyta; Magnoliopsida; Cucurbitales; Cucurbitaceae
Product: mediator-associated protein 2-like
Source: RefSeq, a predicted model, not a curated record
UGCUGCUCUUCUUCUUUCCGCCGGCUGCUCAUCCCUCUCGGCAGCUUAGUGUUGACGCCGUCGCCUCUCUCCCGUUCAGAGCUGCAGCCGCGGAUAUAUCUUCGACUCGUGCCUCAGCAGUCUUCCAUCUUGCAGUUUGAACUGAUUUUCUACUCUCCUGUUGUUACUGAGGCUUAAUAGCUGUGAGUAUGAGCAACAAGGUUGGUGCUGUUAAAAGUGUAGAAGGCUAUAAACCCCCACCAGAGUUUGAGGAAGACGACAGGGAAUUUCUUACUGAUAUUUCUUUGUCGGACUCUGUAGAGCUUUGGCUUAUUCAAUGGCCUGCUAAUCAAGCUCCGGAUUUUGAUGGCCAAGAGUUUUCUCUCCAACAUCGUCCUGAUGGACAUUUGGGCAGCUUUCAGGGUUCAUCUGGAAAAUCAUAUGAUGUGGUCAGCUGUGUGGCUCAAGAACCUGAGGCUUCUGUCUUUCUACCAUCUUCAUCAGACACCAGAUUAGUUGGAAAGAUUGCCCGGCGGAUAUCUCUCGUGCAUUACCCAGAACCUGAAGAACUUGAAAAGGCCACCCCUAUGAAAUCAGUAUAUAAAAAAUCUUCUGGAAUGUCACUGACCACUUCAUCUCGUCCAACUACAACAUCACGAGGCCCACACUCGAGCAGUAGAAGAACAAGCUCUACACGAAGUAGUAAGCCAAGAAGUUCAAUAUCUGAAUGUGGGGAACCAUCAAAGCCUUCAAGUAUUAAACAGGAACCAGAACCCUCCGAGUCCAGAGAUUAUCUGAAAAAGGAUUCAUCGAAAAGAAAACGUCACAAGCCUAGCGAUCGACCGACUAACCACUCUACUCAAGAUGAGGGAUGUGAUCCUUGUGCAGCAACUUUUUCAGGGCCCUCCCGGCUGUCUAGUGAAUGUAAAACAAAAAAAAAAAAGCAAAAGAAAUGAAUGAGGUUCCUGCAAACUGUAUUCAUUAGUUUUUGACUGGUUACUAAAGUAUGUCUGUACUCUUAUUUCCCAUUUGUCUUUCCUUGGAUUAAUUUUGGAGAAGUUUUACGUCAUGGGAAGUUGUCUCUUUGAUCUGUCAUGCUAGUUAUAGAAAAUUCUUAAUUAAUAUAUUGUUUAUUAA